Aspergillus alliaceus is the source of this 474-nucleotide messenger RNA. RefSeq lists its product as uncharacterized. The transcript has 3 exons. Gene Ontology annotation, molecular function: ATP binding; nucleic acid binding. Lineage: Eukaryota; Fungi; Ascomycota; Eurotiomycetes; Eurotiales; Aspergillaceae. The record is from RefSeq and is a predicted model, not a curated record. The coding region runs from base 1 to 474 and encodes 157 amino acids.
AUGGACAAGGACCAGUGGAUGGAGGCUAUUGUGGAUAAGCAGGCCACAUAUUCUUCCUAUACCGCGGGGUUUGCCGCGGACAGGGCCUCCAUUAAGGCGGCCGGCAAACGGAAGCAGUCCCCAUGGGAGGACAAGGCCAACCAGGGCCGGGUCAUGCAGCGGCACUGGUUGAAUACCAUGGACAUGACAGCCGCGUUGCAGCAGAUGACAGGGCAGGAGACUAUCCAGUUCCGUGGGGUGCAGACCCUGGUGUUGCAGGCCAUCCAGGACAGUAAGAGCCCGGUGGUAGCGGUGAUGCCCACUGGGGGAGGCAAGAGCAUGUUAUUCAUAUUGCCCACAUUUGCAGAGCCCAGCAGGACAACUAUUGUGGUGAUGCCAUUACUCGCAUUACACAGCGAUAUAGCAAGACAAUGCCAGGCAUUGGUCAUGCCCGAGUCCGCGGUCACGGACAAUUUCCACAUGUUCAUUAACUGA